Messenger RNA from Chroicocephalus ridibundus (black-headed gull), 3385 nucleotides. RefSeq names its product solute carrier family 25 member 15 (gene SLC25A15). Gene Ontology annotation, cellular component: mitochondrion. Gene Ontology annotation, biological process: mitochondrial L-ornithine transmembrane transport. The transcript is spliced from 7 exons. NCBI's taxonomy places the organism in Eukaryota, Metazoa, Chordata, Aves, Charadriiformes, Laridae. The record is from RefSeq and is a predicted model, not a curated record. The coding region runs from base 367 to 1272 and encodes 301 amino acids. Gene Ontology annotation, molecular function: L-ornithine transmembrane transporter activity.
GAUGGCGGCCGGGCGGGUGGGCGGCCUUGCUCUCUCCCUGAGCGAGCCGGGCCGGCCGCGGAGCGGAGAGGUCCCUAGGUGCGGAGCAGGGCAGCCCCGCGGCCGGUGGGGCCUGGCGGCCGGGCGGCCUCGGAGCUCAGCCGGUGGUGGCGGCCCCCCCGGGAAGCCGGGGGAGAGGCGUCGGGCCGGGGGCGGCGCGGGGUUUAGGCGGGCUCCUGUCCCGACGGGCCUCGGCCCUCUCUCCGCGCCGCCCCGCCAAAACGCCGGUCGGGGCUUUGCUGCUCCAAACCGGGGAGACAAGUAUCUCGACACGUGCCAGAAAGCAGGAGACUUCACUCUGAAGUAACUGAUAAACAACUGUGAAGCAUGAGGAUCAACUCUGCUAUUCAGGCUGCUAUUGACCUCACAGCAGGAGCUGCAGGUGGGACAGCAUGUGUGGUGACUGGCCAGCCCUUUGACACUGCAAAGGUGAAGAUGCAGACGUUCCCCGAAAUGUACAAAGGAAUUGUUGACUGUUUUAUGAAAACCUAUAAGCAAGUGGGGUUUCGAGGCUUCUACAAGGGAACCACACCGGCACUUGUAGCCAACAUCGCAGAGAACUCCGUUCUGUUCAUGUGCUAUGGAUUUUGCCAACAAAUUGUAAGAAGAAUUGUUGGAGUAGACAGAAAAACAAAGCUCAGUGAUCUGCAGAACGCUGCUGCGGGCUCCUUCGCCUCUGCCUUUGCCACCCUCGUCCUCUGUCCCACGGAGCUGGUGAAGUGCCGGCUGCAGGCCAUGCAUGAAAUGCAGUUGUCAGGAAAGAUAAUCCAGGGACACAAUACAGUUUGGUCAGUAGUAAAGGGUGUUCUUCAAAAGGAUGGUCCCCUUGGAUUUUACCGUGGCCUGUCAAGCACUUUGCUGCGGGAAGUCCCAGGCUAUUUCUUCUUCUUUGGAGGAUAUGAACUGAGCCGGACGUUCUUUGCCUCUGGGAGAUCAAAAGAUGAAUUAGGUCCCAUUCCUUUGCUACUAAGUGGUGGUUUUGGAGGCAGCUGUCUUUGGAUUGCUGUGUAUCCCGUGGACUGUGUCAAAUCCAGAAUUCAGGUUCUUUCAAUGGCUGGAAAACAGACAGGCUUUAUGGGAACAUUUGUAACUGUUGUGAGAACUGAAGGUGUACUUGCCUUGUAUUCUGGACUAAAGCCAACUAUGAUCCGUGCAUUCCUGGCCAACGGGGCACUCUUCCUUGCCUAUGAGUACAGCCGGAAACUUAUGAUGAAACAAGUAGAUUCUUACUGAUACCUUCUAGGAGAUGGAGGACAAAAGGUUGUUUAAGGAUCAUUUAAAUAAACGAUCAAAAACGUGGUCUGAGCAGGGCCAAAUCAGUGACUUAAUUUUAGGAACUCAACUCCAGUUUAGGAUUUGUAAUCUUUUAAAUUCAGGUGAUUUUACAGAAUGUGUACAUGCUGCUUCAAUUGGACCAGCAGAACUAUCUCCACCUUGCAGAUUCUGCACUAGGUACAUCGCAUGUCAUAAAUAUAUUUUCCUGACCUGUGAUGGUGCUAAGAAAGACUUAUGUUGACCUGUUGGGUCAUAUGUUAACAUAACAUGCAGCAGUAAGCUGUGAUUUGUUUAAGGUUUCAAAAUCUGUGGUGGUGAGCUUUCCCAGUUGUUGCUGGCAAGUCUUUGACUCAAAAUAACAGAAGUCCUGUCUGUGGCCCUCAUCUAGCCCUUCUCCAGCUCCCUUCUGCUCUGUAACUUUUCAAGGUUAUGGCAGUUGGUGCCUGAAUUGUGUACUCUAGAUGUGCUUAUAAAAGGAGGAAGUGCUUACCCCCUACGUUGUAUGACUUAAAGCCAUAAAAAGAUAAAAACACAUAGUUACUGGGGUUAAGGAGACCAUGCACCAUUUUAUUAUUUUCUAAAUCCUUCCAAGAAGUGCUGGAGUGAUUUAAACACUUAAUGUAAGGGAGACUGCUGAAAAUAGCUGCUGGCUCUGAGCACAGGAUUGUAACUUUGUGCAGGCUCCUGUUUUGGGUCACCUUGGCAUGAAUGAGUCCAUGUGCUUGAAGGACAAGACACUAAAGAGGAGUAGAAAGCCAGAACUGGGUUCUUAAAGACAACUGACACCAUGGUCUCUGUGGUGUAGCAUGUGCUUAACUUGGGCCAGAGUCCUGCCACUUGCUGUGUCUCUUCAAGCUGAGUGGAAAAAGCUCAUAUGACUGGAUAGUACGUAUCACCUUCAGGCCUGGCGGGCAUGCCGGCUGGGUCAUGUUACUUGAUUAAACAUGCAGUUAGUGAGUGUUACCCAAAAUGAUGCAAUAAUGCCUAUCAUGCCUAUUUCUAGGUGCUGGUCUUGUUCUUGAAGUAGAGUGUUCUUUAUACAAGUGUGCUCUACCUUGUAAGAAGCAGCUAUCGCCUACCCUGGGAGAAGGCAAAGCAGAUCUCAGAGAAACACAAUUCAUGACUUGGGCCUGGAGGUGUACAGAGGGAUGGCACCUGUACACUGUCACAGCCCACCCUUGUGGAGGGCACAGACAGAGCACAAUCAUCAGCGUUGCACAGAGACCAGCAGCUUGCCACAGCAACCACAACUUGUUAGUGACAAGUGACAACAGUCACAGCUGGAACAGCUCAGUUCUGCAUGUUACAGUUUCCCCUUCAGAUCCCAGAGCGAGGAAGCAGCUUUAGGCAUAGAGGAAAGCCAGGCAGUGCCACCAGGGUGCACAAAAACCAGCUUCUCUUUGAUGAAAGGUGGUUGGGGCAGUUCUACAAACUCUUCUCGCUUCUCCAGCCUUCAUCUGCAGCAAGAAUUGCUCAUCUCCCUUUCAUGCAUCCAAGAUAUAAGGCAGUUAAAGCAGGGCAUGGCUGAAGAGCCUUCAGUCUCUGCACCAGCUUACCCUGGAUGACCAGUACACUAGGGGCAGUAACACUGUGUACAGUCAGUAUUUAAAAAGAAUGUAUGCCAAAUGUUUAAACAAUUCAGGUACAAAGGUGAGGCUUUAAGGGUUGUUAGACUUCCCCUUCUUUUCCAAGUUGUCUACCCAAGAGAAAUAGUAUAUUUGUAUACAUUUCUAAUAGUUACGAAAAGGUGAGGACUGAUUCCACGUCAGUGGAAUACUUCAAUCUAUUUCUUAGAUUUGUCUUUGCUUUCAUUUUUUAAAGCUGAUGGUUGCAGUUUUUAAUACAAAAGUUGAAGCUUCAAGAGAUGCAGGAUAUUUAGAACUGAACCUACAGCAAGAAGCUGGUGGCUGAGACACAUGCAUUUUAAGAGUUUACCUUUUGAAGUUUCUGUAAGCAGUACUUUUUCCAUUCACAGCUGCUUAAGCUGUACACACGUAGCAGUUGUUCAGCUCAGAACUUUAUAUGUUCAUAUUGGAAUUCAGGGGAAUAAAGUUUGAUUUUGUUAACUGAG